UUUCCUCACUACACGUGAGGCAAAAAUCCUUAAAACGUGAAACAAUCCGAUAUUCACUUGGUUUUUCUUCUUUUUUUGUGAAAUUCAUAUCAAUAAAUUGUAUUUUUUUCAAAUAAUUUCGCUUUCCAUUUUCAUGCAGCAAGAAAGGACCAUUAUUACCACGGACUACUUUACUACUACGCAUGACCCGCGAACGCGCCAGUCACGUCAGCACUUACUGAGGCGUCACCGCUACCGGGGCAUCGCGGAUGAAGUUUAGCGGGCGGUGCCCGCUGGAGUUGACCCGGGAGCUCUUGGGGCUGAUCAGCAUUAUCAUCGCUUCAUCAUGGCCGACGCGGAGGUAACCCGAGGCAAAAAGAGAGCCAGUUCUGCUGACAGUCAGCCCGCCCAGAACCAGGACCAAGGGCCAGCGAAGAAGCAUGCCAAGACUGUCUUUUCCUUGCAGGACCGCCUCCAACUUAUCCACAACAUUCAGGAGCAGGCCCCUAAGACAGACAAACACUCCUACAAGGUCUGCAUCUCCAAAAUCGACUGGAGCAAGAUUGGUUUCGGUGACUUCUCUGCCGAGGCCUGCCAGAAGGAGUGGGACGUCAUCCAAAAUGAGAUUCGUAAAUACCGCACCAUGGCAGAGGUUACUGCAGAUGCCCUACAGGUGGUUCAGAACCCAUUCUCGCAUCGCAAGCUGGUGCACCCUGACCUUCCCAAGCAACCUUUGACCCCAUUCUUCAUGUUCUACUCGGAGAAGGCCAAGAAAUUCAAGAAGAAGCACCCAGACAUGCCCCAGUAUGAGAUAUCCCGAAACCUGGCCCUCAAAUUCAAGGAAUUGCCGGAACACAAAAAGGCCAAAUACAACCAGAAGUAUGGUGAUCAGAGGCUGAUGUACCAAAAGGAAUUGGCUGCAUUCUUGGCGGAGCAUCCAGAGUACAAGAAGGACUCCCGGCAUGGAGGGGGUGGGCCCAAGCCCCCUAAACUGUUGAACCCUUACCAACUCUGGGCCAACAAAAGAUUUGAGGCUUUACAGCGGGAAGAUCAUGAGCAGGUGACCCGGGGUCAACUGGACGCCCAGCUGCGAGAGGAGUGGAAGAGUAUGCCUGACAAGAAGCGAGUCAAAUGGAUCAACAAGGCACUGGAGGAACAAAUCAAAUAUGGGAAAGAUAUUGAGGAAUACUUGGAACAGAACCCCAACUUCAAGGUCCCUGAAAUCAAGAAGCCCUUGCUGACCAAGAAAGAGCUGAAACUGAAGGAGGGGAUGGAUGGCAAGCCGUCAAAGCCACCAGCCAAUGCGUACAACCUCUUCUGCUCAGAGAUGCUGAAGCAGAUGGGUCACAUGGGGUCCAACACCCGUGCCAAGAUGAUGGAGUGCAGUGCGCUGUGGUCUGACACGGACCUCAAGAAGAAACAAGAAUACAAAGAACGAGUGGAGAAGCUUAAAUCUCAGUACAAAAAGGAACUUGAGAAAUACAUCGAGAGCCUUCCGGAGGGAGAGAGAGCCAAGUACAUGCCCGAGCUUGAAGCCAUCGAGCGACAGUCCAAGAAGACACCUAAAUCCUCAAAUUCCACGUCCUCCCGCCUCAAACCCAAGAAGCCCGUCUCUGCCCUCUUUCUGUACACCCAAGAGCACCGGGACGCGUACCGGGACAAGAACCCAAGCAUGAGCGAGACUGAGGUCACGCGAACCCUGGCGCGGCAGUUUGGCGAGCUGUCCGAUCGGCAGAAGGAGAAAUAUCGGCGGAAAGCUCAAGAAGCCAGGAAAGAACAAGAAGAAGAGUCGGACGAUGAUGAAGAUGAUGAAGAUGAUGAUGAUGAUGACGAUGAUGAAGAGCCCAACAAGACGGGCGUGGACAUGUACACCAGCCACCACCUGUCAGCCUACAUGGCUGAGCAUGACUUAAAGAAGAGCGUGGCAGUCACCCGCCUGAAGGAGGCCUGGGAGAAGUUGAAGAAGAGCGAGAAGACACCCUGGAUGCAGAAGGCAGCUGAGAGCAACAGACAGGCCAAGAGGAAGUACCUGGACAGACAGCUCCUGAAGGGCGAACCAGACAAGCCCCUCAAUAGUGGCUAUCGAAUCUUUACGGCCGAGCACAUGCGCACAGAGGACAUCAAAGCCCUUCCCAGCACGGAGCGCAUUAAGGCAGUGGCCAGCAAGUGGCGCGACCUGUCGGCCUAUGGCAAGAAGCGCUACGAGGCAAAGAAGGAGAAGCUGAUGAAAGACUACAAGAAGGAGAUUGACAAGUACAGAAAGAGUCUCAGCAAAGAGGACAGGGACAGGUACGACGAGUUGAAGAAGGCGGGGCUUAGCAAGUAUUCGAGGGAAGUGACCAGGAAGAAGCUCCCAGUGAAGAGAAAGAAGAAGGCUGCUGCCUCAGAUGAAGAAGAGGAAGAAGAGAGUGAAGAGGAAGACUCGGAUGAGGAGUCUGAGGACGACUCGUCUUCAGCGUCCUCGGGGUCUGGCUCUGAGGCCAACUCCAGCGAUGCAGCCUCCGGCUCGGAUGAGGACGAGGAAGAAGAGGAAGAAGAGGAGGAGGAGGACGGGGAGGAGGCAUCCAGCUCUGGGUCCUCAGAUUCAUCCUCAGCAACCUCGGGCUCCUCGUCCUCGGAAGAGGAAGAGGAGGAAGAAGAGGAGGAGGAGGCCACCAAGGCUAAGGGGACCAAGGGCAAAGGUCAGGCAAAGGGUAAAGAAAAGGUAACUGUCAAGGAGGAGCCCAAGGAGAAUGGUGAGAAGGAGGACAGCGGAAGCUCCUCAGAGUCAGAGAGCUCAUCGAGUGAGGCCUCAUCAGAGGAGGAAUCUGAUUAAACUCCAAUCUCCUCUCGUGUUAUUUUUUUCUAUCACCUCCCUCGAGCCCUGUCGAGGGAGGCAUACUUGUGAAGCUGGAGUGUUGCUAUUGCAAGUAAAUCACAGGUCCUUGGACAAAAGUACAUGUAGUUGCAACUGUGAGAGACUAUGAAUGGUAACUUUUGUCACUGUUCACUUGAAUGACUUGACUUAGGACUAGAUGACUUGUGAGGACCUAUGAGGGACUUGACCAAAACUCUGAAAAACAAUAGUAUUUGUACAUUUCACUCUCAACUGGUUAACUCUAAUUUUUGUUGGUACUCAAACCGCUAGUUACAUGUAUCUAGUCAUGAAUAUGCAAAAAAAACCUCACCUGAAAGUUGAAUUCUAGAAAGAGGGCAGCAAUCACAUAACUUGUUCACCACGUGGACAAUUAACGAGCCACACAUAUGGCAUUUUCAACAAUAAAGAGGCUUGUCCUGCCAUGCAGUGCGACCAAUAUCAGAGAUCUUGAUGAUGGUUCAAGGAAACCAGACCAACAUACUGUUAGGCUCCCUGAGUUUUUUGCUUUUAGGGAAUAAUAGCAAAUCUGUCCCUGUACAGGUAAACGUUCAGUGUAUAAAAACGUGUAUUUCCCCCUAAAAACUAAUUUAAUACAGAAGUUACAAUUCUUUCAGGAGAAUUUAUUGACGGAAGUUGCCCUGUGUCGCAGAUAAUUUCAAUAUUACUGAUGGCUUUUCUGUUCCAAGUUUAACCUUUCUUUCGCAUUUUGAUGCUGACCGCACAACAAAAAGCACAAUCUGAAUGCUCACAGUGGCGCAAAGUUUUUGACCCUAUAUGGUUGAACAUGCACACAUUGACUUGACCAAUUUUUGCAUUUGUAUUUUUCACUUGUAAAACUGGGCACUCAUUAACAGGUGUUGGUUACUUUCUUGCAUGCUAAUAUGAUCAUUACUUUUUGUGAUUUGUUUAUUGGUAUCGAAUGUGAAUAAACUGAAUUUUUUUAACGAUGUUUAGAAACUACAGAGGUAAAAUGGUACUUUUUAAAAAACCAAAAUGGGCAUCACAUAACUAUAGAAAUUGAAAUGAUGCAGGAUUAAGGUACUUAUUUAUCCAUUUUAUUAUGAUACACUUGAAUCACAUAAAAUUCUUUCCUCAUUUAAACAUGUAACUGUACAGUGCGUAAAAGUACAGAAAUUUACACUUAAUUUACAUUUUUUAUCUUGUCUGCAAAACUUCACAGCGCAAUAGACUUGGAUGAAAUAUGAGGACAGUUUAUAUAAACACUUUUCUUUGUCAGACAAUGGGCAAGUUGCCUCUGUGGCAUUUAUUAAUUGACAGAUUUUUGCAGGAAAUUCACCAACAAAGUCGAAGGGAAACACAGUUUCUUAAAUGCCCAAGUGGUUGAUUUCCAUAAUAUCCCUCUUGGUUGACUUUUUGCUGAAAGAGGAAGUGAUUGCUUAAAACAAAUAUUUUAAGUUCAAAGUUGGGAUGGUUGAAAGUUCUUUUCCCUGGGAACGCUUUGAAUGUAAACCCAGGGGUGUCAGAUGUUAAUAUUUUAACUACAAAAAUAUACUUUUCCCCCUCUUUGUUGUGAAAUGUUGCCAGUGGUUUUAAAGUUUUAAAAGUAUAUGGAAAACUUGUUUUUGGUUUGUCUGAGCUGAGUCUGGUUGAUGUUCCAUGUUUCAUGUCAGGAAGUUGCCAAAAAAUUAGGAAGGUUCAUUGUUUUUUUAAUGUUCUGUGUUGUCUGAAGACCAAAACUGUUCAUGUUUCGGUGAUUUUAUUGUACUUUUGACUGAACAAAAGGAAAAGUGUUGUAUUAAAUAAAAACAGAAGGCUUAGGACAUUUUAAAGUCCACAUUUA
Acanthaster planci (crown-of-thorns starfish) is the source of this 4637-nucleotide messenger RNA. It is a transcript of the gene ubtf, whose product is annotated as upstream binding transcription factor. The record is from RefSeq and is a predicted model, not a curated record. Lineage: Eukaryota; Metazoa; Echinodermata; Asteroidea; Valvatida; Acanthasteridae.